GGGAUGCUAUUUACACAACCCCACCCUUUCCCCCAUUUCCCUCAUUCCCCUUCUUCUUCUUCUUCUUCUUCUUCUUCUUCUCUUGGUUUGUUCUCUACUGGGUUUCAUUCCACUCAUUUGAUCACUUUUGUGAACACCUAGGGACAAAAAUUUAGGGAAUACAUUGUAAAGGAGCCAUUUUGAGGGGCACCAAGUUGAGAUCUUUCCUCUGUGGGUGCAUGCGUGUAGAGUUUUGUGGGCUCUGGGGUUGGUUCUCUUCCUUUUCCUGAAGGUGUUUCAGAAUUUCUCAGAGGCAUUUGCUGGAAAGUCUCUUCUUUGUUUUUUGCAAGAGUUAAAAAUGAGUUAUAGAUCCAAGUUGACUGCAUCAGCGCCAAAAGUGAAGCGUCGUGUGGGCAAGUAUGAGCUCGGCCGCACGAUUGGGGAAGGGACCUUUGCGAAGGUCCGGUUCGCAAAAAACUCCGAGACGGGUGAUCCCGUCGCCAUCAAGAUACUUGAUAAGGAGAAGGUUCUGAAGCACAAGUUAGUCGAGCAGAUUAAGCGGGAAAUUUCCAUAAUGAAGUUAAUUAAGCAUCCUAAUGUUGUUGGACUGCAUGAGGUGAUGGGCAGUAAGUCGAAGAUUUUCAUUGUUUUGGAGCUUGUUACUGGCGGAGAGCUCUUCGACAUAAUUGCUAAUUAUGGGCGGAUGAGGGAGGACGAAGCUCGAAGAUACUUUCAGCAGUUAAUUAACGCUGUCGAUUACUGUCACAGUAGGGGCGUGUAUCACCGAGACUUAAAGCUUGAGAAUUUACUACUUGAUGCAUAUGGCAACCUCAAAGUUUCCGACUUUGGGCUAAGUGCACUGUCUCAGCAAAUCAGGGGUGAUGGCUUACUGCACACUUCUUGUGGAACUCCGAACUACGUGGCUCCUGAGGUCCUCGAAGAUGGAGGCUAUCAUGGUGCCGCUGCGGAUUUGUGGUCGUGCGGGGUUAUACUAUUUGUAAUGCUCGCAGGGUACUUACCUUUCGAGGACAAUAAUCUUAUGAACCUAUAUAAAAAGAUUUCUUCAGCUGAGUAUACGUGCCCUUCCUGGCUUUCCUUCGGUGCCAUGAAAUUAAUUGCAAAGAUAUUGGACCCUAACCCUGUGACUCGAAUUACUAUCCCAGAAAUACUAGUCGAUGAAUGGUUUAGAAAAGGAUAUAAACCACCUGUGUUUGAGGAGAAAUGUGAGGCGAAUUUGGAUGACAUCGAUGCUGCAUUUGGGGACUCAGAAGAUCAGCAUGUCAAAGAGAAAAUAGAAGAACAACCUGCGUCUAUGAAUGCAUUUGAGUUGAUUUCAUUAUCGAAGGGACUAAAUCUUGAGAACUUGUUCGACAUUGAGAAGGAAUUCAAAAGAGAAAAAAGGUUUACAUCAAAGUGUUCUGCGAAGGAAAUCGUCACUAAGAUUGAAGAAGCUGCAAAGCCUCUCGGGUUCGAUAUUCAAAAGAAAAAUUAUAAGAUGAAGCUGGAAACCAUGAAAGCAGGGCGAAAGGGAAAUUUGAAUGUCGCUACUGAGAUAUUUCAAAUGGCCCCAUCUGUUCAUAUGGUUGAGCUCAAAAAAUCUAAAGGAGAUACUCUGGAGUUUCAGAAGUUCUACAGAAGUCUCUCCGUCCAGCUCAAAGACGUCGUCUGGAAAUCGGAGGAGGAAAUGCAAGACAGCAUGACUGCCUAAAAGAAUGCCUCCUCCGAUUGCACCUCCUGUGUUUAGGAGGCAAUUAAGUUCCCGGUUUGUAGUCUGCGAUGCUGAGUUGAAUGUUUUUUGCAUUCCGGCUAUCUUUUCUUUUCUUCCCUCCAUUUGUUGAACAUCCUUCAAAGUGUACAUGGCAGACAACAAUAUGUUCCCUUGGUUGUUUUGUUUCCUGAUGUUUGUUCGAGAAAAUUGCGAAGAAGUGACUCUCUACCUGCUGUACAUAUGUUCUCAUCUUGUUGCAUUACAGUUUUGAACACAAGCUGAAGUAAAUAAUGUAAAAAUGGCAGUUAUCGAGCUUUGUUUUUGCUCUC
Molecule: messenger RNA, 2016 nt
Organism: Ananas comosus (pineapple)
Lineage: Eukaryota; Viridiplantae; Streptophyta; Magnoliopsida; Poales; Bromeliaceae
Product: CBL-interacting protein kinase 31-like
Exons: 15
Coding region: 338-1687 (449 amino acids)
Biological process (GO): protein phosphorylation; signal transduction
Molecular function (GO): protein kinase activity; ATP binding
Source: RefSeq, a predicted model, not a curated record